AUGGAAACACAGCUGAAGUUGAAAUUACUGUGGUUAUGUCUGAUGUGUGCAGCUCCUAUAUUGGGCCUGAGACUGCAGCCGUUCAUCUCAAAACAGUCCAAUAACUCCAUCACGGUGGCGUGGAGUGCUCCUGAUGGAAAUGUGGAGUCACAUGUGGUUCUCCUGAACAGCAGCAGCAGCAACAAAAGCCCUGAACUGGACUCAAGUAUCACCUCCUAUGAGUUUCAAAACCUGACAGCAGGAAAGAUAUACUCAGCCACUGUCACAACGCAGAGUGGAAACUUCAGUGAAGAUUCUGAACCAGUUACCAAUGCAACAUAUCCAAAUCCUCCAGGACAUAUCAGUUUAAAGCAUGCAACUACAGACUCCAUUUUUAUUGAGUGGGCUCCAGCCCACUUGAUGGAAGACGCAGACAAUUAUUGCUACACAGUCACCAUCAGUACUUCUUCCGGGACCAGAGAGUAUAAUACCAAAUCCACAUACCAGAACCUGACAGAUCUUACAGCAGGAACGUUUCAUGACGUCUCUGUGAGAACAAUCGGACCAUUUGGCCUCCAAAGUGAAAGCAUUGAUAUGAAAUAUGUUACAACAAGGCCAAAUGUUGUGCAGCCGUUCAUCUCAAAACAGUCCAGUAACUCCAUCAGAGUGGUGUGGCGUGCUCCUGAUGGAAAUGUGGGGUCAUAUGUGGUUUUCCUGAACAGCAGCAGCAGCAGCAACAGAAGCCCUGAACUGGACUCAAGUAUCACCUCCUAUGAGUUUCAAAACCUGGCAGCUGGAAAGAUAUACACAGUCACUGUCACAACACGGAGUGGAAACUUGAGUGAGGAGUCUGAACCAGUUACCAAUGCAACAUAUCCCAAUCCUCCAGGAAGUAUCAAAGUAAAUCAUACAACUACAAACUCCAUUUUCAUUGAGUGGGCUCCAGCCCACUUGAUGGAUGACACAGACAAUUUUAGCUACACAGUCACCAUCAGUAAUUCUUCCUGGACCAGAGAAUAUAAAGCCAAAACCACGUCCCAGAACAUGACAAACCUUACAGCAGGAACGUUUUUCAACAUAUUUGUGAGAACAAUUGGACCAUUUGGCCUCCAAAGUGAAUGCUUUAAAAUGGAAUAUGUUACAAGGCCAAAUGUUGUGCAGCCGUUCAUCUCAAAACAGUCCAGUAACUCCAUCAGAGUGGUGUGGCGUGCUCCUGAUGGAAAUGUGGGGUCAUAUGUGGUUCUCCUGAACAGCAGCAGCAGCAGCAGCAGCAGAAGUCCUGAACUGGACUCAAGUAUCACCUCCUAUGAGUUUCAAAACCUGGCAGCUGGAAAGAUAUACACAGUCACUGUCAUAACACAGAGUGGAAACUUUAGUGAAGAGUCUGAACCAGUUACCAAUGCAACAUAUCCCAAUCCUCCAGGAAGUAUCAAAGUAAAGCACACAACUACAAACUCCAUUUUCAUUGAGUGGGCUCCAGCCCACUUGAUGGAUGACACAGACAAUUUUAGCUACACAGUCACCAUCAGUAAUUCUUCCUGGACUAGAGAAUAUAAACAGGAACGUUUCACAACAUAUUUGUGA
Molecule: messenger RNA, 1563 nt
Organism: Sardina pilchardus (European sardine)
Lineage: Eukaryota; Metazoa; Chordata; Actinopteri; Clupeiformes; Clupeidae
Product: receptor-type tyrosine-protein phosphatase beta-like
Exons: 8
Coding region: 1-1563 (520 amino acids)
Biological process (GO): angiogenesis; peptidyl-tyrosine dephosphorylation involved in inactivation of protein kinase activity
Cellular component (GO): signaling receptor complex
Molecular function (GO): cadherin binding
Source: RefSeq, a predicted model, not a curated record